Molecule: messenger RNA, 663 nt
Organism: Gilbertella persicaria
Lineage: Eukaryota; Fungi; Mucoromycota; Mucoromycetes; Mucorales; Choanephoraceae
Exons: 1
Coding region: 191-388 (65 amino acids)
Source: RefSeq, a predicted model, not a curated record
UUAGCAUUUAAAGAAGACUUGAUUCCUGAGGCUCAAGCGUUCAAUUACAGAGAGCGAUGCAUCCUUUCUCAUUUGAAACUAAUGAUUUAGAUAACAAGAACGUCAACAAUGCUGUAUUGUCGCAUUGAGCAUUGUGAAGUUUCUGGGGUUGUAAAUUUCAGACUUAACUACGAAUUUGCCGCAAUGACUUAUGGUGGCACUCUUGGCUUGUUCUAUUAAAGAGGCGACCCUGCCAAUAUUAGAGGACAGAAGUGCCACCUAUGUAUCAUUACAAAGAACACAUCCACUUUUGGCUCGUUAUAGCUUGCAGCCAUUGAUGUAUUCUUUUGUCAACUAUCAUAUCAAAGAAAAUGCAAAGUAUAUUGGUGCUAGUAGAAGAAAUGAAUAACCAAACAGCUGUUUGCUUACUGGAGAUACUGUUUAUCCUCAGGCAUCUAAACCAGAAUUUAAUCACUUGCAUUUUGGGCAAGAAUCAAAAGGAAUGAAUAUUCAUUCAAGCUUGCUUGCCUUAUUUUUUCUAUACUUGUAUCCCAACUGUAAGGAUCACUUCUCAAUGGCCCGAACAAAAGAUUGUGGAGGAAUUGCAAGAAAUACACUUGCUGGUAAGAACUUGAAGGGAUACACCAGAUUAAGUCUUAUGAUGGGAGGUCAUCGAUUUGCAAA